Messenger RNA from Staurois parvus, 506 nucleotides. The record is from the annotation of a GenBank genome assembly. Lineage: Eukaryota; Metazoa; Chordata; Amphibia; Anura; Ranidae.
AAACUUUACACUUGGCACAAUGCAGUCAGGCAAGUACCGUUCUCCUGGCAACUGCCGAACCCAGGCAUGGCCAUUGAAUUAGAACAUGUCUCCACUGCUCUAGAGUGCAGUGGUGACAUGCUUUACACCACUGCAUCUGAUGCUUUGCAUUGCACUUGGAGCUGCUCGGCCAUGGAAACCCAUUCCAUGCAGCUCUCUACACACUGAUAGACUCUGCAGACAGUUGGCGACUAUUGCGCACUGUGCACUUCAGCAUGCUCUGACCCCGCCCUGUCAUUUUACGUGGCCUACCACUUUGUGGCUGUGUUGCAAUUGUUCCCAGUUGGUUCCACUUUGUUAUAAUACCAGUUGACCCUGGAAUAUUUAGUAGCAAGGAAAUUUCACAGAUGGACUUGCUGAACAGUUGGCAACCUAUCACGGUACCACGCUUAAAUUCACUGAGCUCCUGAGAGACCUAUUCUUUCACAAAUGUUUGUAGAAGCAGUCUGCAUGUCUAGGUGCUUAAU